Molecule: messenger RNA, 2974 nt
Organism: Anolis sagrei ordinatus
Lineage: Eukaryota; Metazoa; Chordata; Lepidosauria; Squamata; Anolidae
Gene: CEP85
Product: centrosomal protein 85
Cellular component (GO): centrosome
Source: RefSeq, a predicted model, not a curated record
CUGUUUUGCAUAACGGACGCUGCGCAUGCGCAGAGAGCUGAGGCUUUCCCCAGCGGUAUUCUGAGGGGAUUUAAUCGUCUUGGUUUGUGUUUCCCCCUUUCUUUGAAGCUGAGGGACCUAUUUGCACUUUAGAGAUAGAUUUUAUGGUCAUUGGGCAAGAUGGCUGCCAGUGAUAAUUCAUUAGCAGAAACUUCCUCCUUGAACAACACUGAGGUAUUCUGCAAUUCUGGUGCUAGUUCUUCAUUUCAACCAAUAAAAACCCAGAUGGCCAUCCCAACAGCUCAUGUCACACCUUCCAGACUGAAUCCCUGUCUUGAUUCUGUGAAUGAAUCAAGCACAUCUUGGGUCGCUCUGGAACCCUCUCGGACAAGGUCAUCCAAUGAGAAACAAGGGGAGACAUCCAACUUCAACUCUGACACUCUGAGUCACUCCUGGGUAUUCCACAGAAACCCUCAUAUGUACCAGACUGCAGUGGGAAAUGUCUGUGAUCAAUCCUCUGACCCAACAAGUGUGCCACACACUCAAAUGCCUACAAGAUUGGCUGCUGACCUCACACUUAAUCAACCUGUGUCCAAAGAUCGGCAAGCCACUGAUUAUUGGUCCCAGCUCCAAAUGGUCUCUCCAGAUACCAAUGCUGGCUUAGAAGAAGAACCACACCAAAGGUUGUCAAAUGCCAAGUCAACAACAGAGACGAACACAGUCUCUGAAAAACAUGUGUCAUCAGGGCUUUAUCCUGCCAGUCUGUAUUCCAGCCCAGCAGUUGCUCAGUCUCAACAGUGGAAGCAAGGCUCUUGUGGGCUACAUCAGCAUGAGAACUGCCCACUUAGUGCCUGUAUACAGCGCUUGGAAAAGGUUCGGCUGGAACAGGUGCAGUUGCAAAAUCAAGCUGCUUGCUACCAUCCCUUAUUGAACAACACUCCACUACAUACUCUUGAUCCAGCCCAGUGGGCCAAUAUUGUGAGUGCAAAUGAGAACUUGCUUAGGGAGAGAGAGAUUCUCAUUGACAGGCAGAGGCGGCACAUUUCCCAGUUGGAGCAGAAAGUAUGGGAAAGUGAGCGGCAACUCCAUAGUGCAGCCUUUGGCCACCCUGCUUCUUAUGGAGACAUGUACCUGCUCAGGAUGCAGGAAUUGCAGAGGGAGAACACAUUCUUACGGGCUCAGUUCACUGAAAAAAUGGAGACGUUGACCAAGGAAAAGAUUGAAGUGGAGAAGAAACUUGCUGUUUCAGAGGCAGGCAUGAAACGGAUUCAAGAGGCCAACAAAGAGAGCACACAGAAGCAUACAGUGGACUUGAAGAAACAAGAAGAGAGGGUGAAGGCAAGAGACAAACACAUAGAAUAUCUCAAAAAGAAAUGCCUAAAAGAAUCGGAGCAAAAUUGUGAGAAACAGCAGAGAAUUGAGACUCUGGAACGCUAUGUGGCUGACCUCCCCACGUUAGAAGAUCAUCGGAAACAACAGCAGCAGUUAAAAGAAUCUGAGCAGGCAACGGCAGCUCUGCAAGAAACCAUCACGGCUCUUGAGACGGAACUUGGGGACAUUCGUGCCAAUUGCAGAGAGAAGGAAUCACAGCUAGAAAUGCAGAAACACAAGGAAAUGGAACUACUUUCCACUGUGCUCAGCUUGCAAGAUAAGAUAGAACGUGGGAAGACUCCUGCAGUAGAAGACUUGGCCCAGGAGGCAGAGAGAGAGAAACGAGAAAAGGAGUCAUUGCAGAAAGAGUGUGCCCUUCUCAGAAAGAUUGUGGACAAGCAGAAGAAAAAGAUUGAUCUGUUAUCUUCGCAAGUCAAAGACCUGGAGGCACAAAUGGCUCAGGAGGAAGGCACUGGCCAGGCACUCAAGGCUGAAGCGCUGAGGCAGGAGAAUGCGCUGCAUCAGCUGCGUGUGGCUGUAAAAGAGCUAUCUUUACAGAAUCAGGAACUGAUGGAGAAGAAUCUGACUCUUGAGGAGGACCUCCGGCAGACGGAGCCCGGCCAGGCCCUGCCGGAUGAGGCAGCCCCCCUUUCCCAAGAGCUGCACAGAGAACUGGUCAGCUGCCUGCAGGACUUGCAGUCUGUCUACAGCAUCAUAACUCAAAGGGCUCAAGGAAAGGAUCCCAACUUGUCAUUAUUGUUGGGCAUUCGCACUGUGCACUGUUCAGUUAACGAAAAGGAAGACUUCCUGAAGCCAGACCUGCUGGCAAAGAAGCUGGAGGAUGUCAAACAGCUGCGCAAAGAUAUUGAGGAUUUGCGGACUGCUAUUUCUGACCGAUAUGCUCAGGAUAUGGGUGAUAACUGCAUCACGCAAUGAAGGCAAAAAACAAAAAUAUCAUUCAAAAAGUGCUUCUACAUUUUAACCCAGAUGGGUGCGUUGACACCAAAAUAUAAUAUUCCCUUUUAGGCAAUAGCCCAACCCACUCCCCCCAUAGAAUAUAUAGCAGUGGGAGGGGCUACUGCCUCAGUUCCUUUAGUCCGCCACUCUUGCAGCAGCUGAGGAAUCUUUCAUUGUUCUUCAUCUUUGACUAGUAUUUCAGGACUGUGUGAAUUUCUUCUCUUGAAUGUUUGUUAUUAUUAUUUCAUGGUUAUGAUAUGUUGACCACCACUUUCUUUAAGAAGCGUCCCUCAAGGGAGGGGGGGGGGAAGGCAGCCCAAUGGAUGUGUCUGCAGUGUCUGGGGAGAGGCCUUGGGAGUAUGAUCAUGCACUUUCUGCCCCUUUUUCACCCCUCAGGCAUGUAAGAACCGCAAUUUUGUUUGGAAUCCUGUUGGUAUAACACACGUUAGUUCUUUUGGAAGGAGUGAAAAUAGGUAUUCACUACCUCUCUUGCACUGCAUCCAAAUCCACCUCCUCACUAGAGUUGAUGUUGAUGUUGACUGGCCUAUCAGUGUGUGAAUGUGUGAUUCAGGUCAUGAAGGAGCAGUUGGUCUCUGGCUGCAAAGGGAAAAGAAAUGAAAUGGGUCUCCCAUGGAGAGGGCUUUCAUUUCUCUUCUCUUUGCAGUUA